Molecule: messenger RNA, 920 nt
Organism: Plutella xylostella (diamondback moth)
Lineage: Eukaryota; Metazoa; Arthropoda; Insecta; Lepidoptera; Plutellidae
Biological process (GO): purine nucleobase metabolic process
Molecular function (GO): hydroxyisourate hydrolase activity
Source: RefSeq, a predicted model, not a curated record
CAAUCACACAUUUAAAAACACGACUUUCUCGAGCGCGCACGGCUAGCGACAACCACUGUUGAGUUUCUAGUAAAAUCAUUAAAAUAUUCCACAUAAUUUCCAUAAAAUCAUCUGUCUGUCUGCACGAACAGAUUUCAUAACGCAUCUUGACAUUAUGACGCCGCAUGUGUCUCUAAUCUGUGUGUUUUUAUUAAUUUUGUCAGUCUCAUCUUCACAAGCCGACGAUAUGUCGCGACUAGUGUUAUCUACCCACGUACUGGACACGUCUACUGGAAAGCCAGCCGUCGGAGUCUUUGUAGAAUUAUACAAAGAUAAGGAGCCAAACUGGGUGCAAUGGCAUAACACGGCGACCAACACUGAUGGAAGAAUACAGUUCCCGUUUUCCAAGGAUUCCAUGGCUGAAGGGACUUACAAACUGAAGUUCAAUGUGGGAGAAUAUUACGAGAGAAAUGGGAAGGAGUCCCUGUAUCCUUAUGUGGAGAUAGUGUUCAAGGUGAAGGACGGCGAACACUACCACAUCCCACUGCUGCUCACUCCAUUCGGCUACUCCACUUACCGCGGCAGCUAGAGCCUCUUCAUCAUCAUCAUCAUCAUCAUCAGACGGAAGUCCUGGCGUGAAGGGGGGGUGUUGGAUGAAGACUGCACAGUUCUACAGAAUAGUUACCCGGUUUAUUCUCAAACUACAUCGUGAAGAUUGAAUUGAUUGAGGAUUUCUUUAAUAUUAUUUAUUAUUACUUAAAUUCUUGGGUUUUGACUCAGAUCCACCCAUAGGUUCUAAAUAUACAACCAUCUAUAAAGUACCCAUUAUUAAUACAGCCACUCUGUAGACUGUGAGAGUUAUAAUAAGUGUUUUCGAAUGUUUAAUUAAGUAAGCUAAAUCUUUAAGUCCUAACUGCAAAUAAAUUUAUUUCAAAAUGCUA